CUUUUGCCCUCCGGAAAGAGCUUCAAGAACUUCGCAGUCUUCCUCCGCCCCUUUGCGGAAAGAGCCGAAGGCUGAGUAGGGUGCCGAAGCGGAGUCGCGUAGAGCUCGGGGCCUUCCGGAAACCCUCGGACUGCACUCGGAAGAGGAGGGCGCCUCUGACUUCAGAGCUUCGCCCCCGCGCUGUGCCCUCUGUCGGUGGCGUGGGGCAGCUGUAGCAGCCGUGGCGGCAGGAGGCGGUAGCCGCGUCGACGUCGACCAAGACUGGAGCGACGUUUAAAGAAGCAGCAGAAUCGCCCGGGAGUCCGGCUUCUUGUUGUUGGAGGACUCCCACCCUUCCGCGGCUGAGGAGCAGCGGCGGCGCCAGGAAGCAGGGAGAAGUCAUGAGAUUUGAUACAUCGUCCAAAUGCCGGCAUGGAGAGUAGAAAACUGAUUUCUGCUACAGACAUUCAGUACUCUGGCAGUCUGCUGAACUCCUUGAAUGAGCAACGAGGCCAUGGACUCUUUUGUGAUGUUACUGUUAUUGUGGAAGACCGAAAAUUCCGCGCCCACAGGAAUAUUCUUUCAGCUUCUAGUACAUACUUCCAUCAGCUCUUCUCAGUUGCUGGGCAAGUUGUUGAACUGAGCUUUAUAAGAGCAGAGAUCUUUGCAGAAAUCCUCAAUUAUAUCUAUAGUUCUAAAAUUGUCCGUGUUAGAGCAGAUUUACUUGAUGAGUUAAUUAAAUCAGGGCAGUUAUUAGGAGUGAAAUUUAUAGCAGAGCUUGGUGUCCCAUUAUCACAGGUUAAAAGCAUCUCGGGUACACCUCAGGAUGGUAGUACUGAAACCUUGCCUCCUGAUUCUAGUGACAAAAACCUUGUAAUACAAAAAUCAAAAGAUGAAACCCAAGAUAAUGGGGCGACUAUAAUGCCUAUCAUAACAGAGUCAUUUUCAUUAUCUGCUGAAGAUUAUGAAACGAAAAAGAUCAUUGUUACUGAUUCUGAUGAUGAUGAUGAUGAUGAUGAUGUCAUUUUCUGCUCUGAGAUUUUGCCUGCAAAGGAGACUUUGCCAAAUAACAAUGCAGUGACACAGGUCCAGCCUAACACAGGCCCUGUUGCUAUUUCAGAUGUUGCACCUUGUGCUAGCAAUAACUCUCCCCCUUUAACAAAUAUCACACCUACUCAGAAACUUCCUAUUCCUGUGAAUCAGGCAACUCUGAGCCAGACACAAGGAAGUGAACAAUUGCUGGUAUCUUCGGCUCCAACACAUCUGACUCCCAAUAUUAUUUUGUUAAAUCAGGCACCACUUACUACACCACCAAAUGUCAGUUCUUCACUUCCAAAUCAUAUGUCUUCUUCAAUCAAUUUACUUAUGCAGAAUCAGCAGACACCAAAUAGUGCUGUUUUAACAGGAAACAAAGCCAGUGAAGAGGAGGAGGAGGAAAUUAUAGAUGAUGAUGAUGAUACUAUUAGCUCCAGUCCAGACUCUGCAGUCAGUAAUACAUCUUUGGUCCCUCAGGCUGAUACGUCCCAAAAUACCACUUUUGAUGGAUCAUUGAUACAGAAGAUGCAGAUUCCUACACUUCUGCAAGAACCACUUUCUAAUUCUUUAAAAAUUUCAGAUAUAAUUACUAGAAACACUAAUGAUCCAGGUUUAGGAUCAAAACACCUAAUGGAGGGUCAGAAGAUCAUUACUUUAGACACAGCUACUGAAAUUGAAGGCUUGUCGACUGGUUGCAAGGUUUAUGCGAAUAUCGGUGAAGAUACUUAUGACAUAGUGAUCCCUGUCAAAGAUGACCCUGAUGAAGGGGAAGCCAGACUUGAGAAUGAAAUACCAAAAACAUCUGGCAAUGAGUCAGCAAGCAAACGCAUGAAAGUAAAACAUGAUGAUCACUAUGAGUUAAUAGUAGAUGGAAGGGUUUAUUAUAUCUGCAUUGUAUGCAAAAGGUCAUAUGUCUGUCUGACAAGCUUGCGGAGACAUUUUAACAUUCAUUCUUGGGAGAAGAAGUAUCCAUGCCGUUACUGCGAGAAGGUAUUUCCUCUUGCAGAAUAUCGUACAAAGCAUGAAAUUCAUCACACAGGGGAGCGAAGGUAUCAGUGUUUGGCAUGUGGCAAAUCUUUCAUCAACUAUCAAUUUAUGUCUUCACAUAUGAAGUCGGUUCAUAGUCAAGAUCCUUCUGGGGACUCGAAGCUUUACCGUUUACAUCCAUGCAAAUCUUUACAGAUCAGACAAUAUGCAUACCUUUCUGAUAGGUCAAGCACUGUGCCUGUAAUGAAGGAUGAUGGUAUUGGGUAUAAGGUUGAUGCUGGAAAGGAACCUCCAGUAGGGACCACAUCUACUCAGAACAAGCCAAUGACCUGGGAAGAUAUCUUUAUUCAGCAGGAAAAUGAUUCAAUUUUUAAACAGAAUGUAACAGAUGGCAGUACCGAGUUUGAGUUUAUAAUACCAGAAUCUUACUGAACUCCUUCGAAAUAUCAGGAAGUUUCGGUGUGGGUUAAGGGGCAGGGAUUUCAGAAGACCUGUAAAACCAAUUAAGGUGAAAAUAAGUUACUUUGAUCUGCCAUAUCAUCUGAAAGUAGUCUAGUUGGAUUAUUGUUGAUGGUUUUUAGAAGCAAAUUUUUCUUAAAGUUUCAGUAGAGGUUGAGAAUUUCCCCUCUCAGUAUGUUUAUAUAGUUAGCUUUCAGCUCAUUUAAAAGAGGCAAGAAUGAAAAAGCAUGGAGGGAUAGUUUUCUGACUAGAAUUUGAAGCAGUCUGAAUGUUUUUUGAAAAUAACUGGAGUUACUAGCAUACCCUAGUACAUCAUACAACCUUCCCCUUCCAUGUUAGCACUUUACUGCUGAAUUCUCGGUUUUCUUACAUUGAGACUAUAAAUGUGUGUUGUCUUGUAUAUGACAUAAAAAACUUCUGAAACUGGUCUAGAAUAUUUCAUAACAAAUCUCCACUUGAUUGUGUAUUCUGCUAGUCCAAAUGGAUAGCAACCUCCUGCCUCCCCUCAUGAAAAUAGCCAUGCAGAUGAGUCUUGUAUGAAGAAUGACUUAGUUUUUAGUUAAUUAGAAUUAAUCCUUGCCUUUAUUGCCAUUGUCUGUGAAAGAUUUUGGUGGCUAGGCCAUACUAUCUACCUUUGCAAUGUGAUCUGUGUAGGCAGAAAAACUAGUGGAAAAACAAAUCUUCAUAAUGCAGACAGGAGACACACAAGUUCUGUCACACUUUUUUUAAUUCUCUGCUCUUACAUAAGAGAGAAUGGAAUCAAGUGGAGAUUUCCUUUUUGUUUGAUAUGGUUAAUAUUCCCAUAAAAUGUUAGAAA
This is a messenger RNA of Urocitellus parryii (Arctic ground squirrel), 3277 nucleotides long. It is a transcript of the gene Zbtb33, whose product is annotated as zinc finger and BTB domain containing 33. Gene Ontology annotation, biological process: regulation of transcription by RNA polymerase II. Lineage: Eukaryota; Metazoa; Chordata; Mammalia; Rodentia; Sciuridae. The record is from RefSeq and is a predicted model, not a curated record. Gene Ontology annotation, molecular function: DNA-binding transcription factor activity, RNA polymerase II-specific; protein binding; RNA polymerase II cis-regulatory region sequence-specific DNA binding.